AUGCUAGGUGGGCGAGUCAAAACUCUCCACCCGGCCGUACACUAUGGAAUCCUCGCACGCAACAUCCCCUCGGACUCUGAAGACAUCAAAGCGCGAGAAAUCUCUCCAAUCUCCAUCGUCGUGUGCAACCUCUCCCCAUUCACCGAAACAAUCGCGAAGCCGAACUGCACCCUCGCAGGUGCAGUCAAGAAGUCGGUAGUGGUGAGGUAA
Molecule: messenger RNA, 210 nt
Organism: Laccaria bicolor S238N-H82
Lineage: Eukaryota; Fungi; Basidiomycota; Agaricomycetes; Agaricales; Hydnangiaceae
Exons: 2
Coding region: 1-210 (69 amino acids)
Biological process (GO): 'de novo' IMP biosynthetic process
Cellular component (GO): cytosol
Molecular function (GO): IMP cyclohydrolase activity; phosphoribosylaminoimidazolecarboxamide formyltransferase activity
Source: RefSeq, a predicted model, not a curated record